AAACACCUAUCCACGCACUCACCGUCACCGCCCUGACAACGUUUCCGUCCAGCGUAGCUUGUCUCCUCCUCCUUUCUCCCUAAUCUUUUCCUGCCCUCUACACCACCACUGAUACCCUGCCCAACCCUUCUCAACGCCACCCCCAGACUACCCCGCGCGCUACUCCCGGCUUACUCCCUGCAACAAUGGCCAACGACGAAUAUGAUUUCCUCUUCAAAGUCGUUCUCAUCGGAGACUCUGGCGUUGGUAAAUCCAACCUUUUGAGUCGUUUCACGCGCAACGAGUUCAACCUGGACUCCAAGUCCACCAUCGGCGUCGAGUUCGCCACCCGUUCCAUCCAGGUCGAUGCCAAGACCAUCAAGGCCCAGAUCUGGGAUACCGCCGGUCAGGAGCGUUACCGCGCCAUCACCUCCGCAUACUACAGAGGCGCCGUUGGAGCACUGCUCGUCUACGACAUCAGCAAGCAUCAGACCUACGAGAACGUGACCAGGUGGUUGAAAGAGCUGCGGGACCAUGCCGACUCGAACAUUGUCAUCAUGCUGGUGGGUAACAAGAGCGAUCUGCGGCACUUGAGAGCGGUGCCCACGGAGGAAGCCAAGCAGUUUGCCAGUGAGAACAACCUGUCCUUCAUCGAGACGUCCGCCUUGGACGCCAGCAACGUCGAGCUUGCUUUCCAGAACAUCUUGACAGAGAUCUACCGCAUCGUCUCCCAGAAGGCCUUGGACCAGGGCGAGUCCACCCAAAACCCCAUCGGCGGCGAGCGCAGGACCCUCGAAAUCACGAACUCUGCAGACACCGAAGCCAAGCAAGGGAAAUGCUGCUAGAGGUCCUCCAACUUCUCACGUUCGCUUCAUACCCACACUUGCUGGAAUUUUGAUGAGGGGUCUGAAGGGGCCUGAAGGGGCGACCUGGCUUCAUGACGAGGCGAAUCUAGUUACGGUCUGGCGUCCGAUUGCCCACGGAGGAAGGCUGCUUGCUAUCUGCCGGUUCUGUCCUUUUUUGCUUUUCAUAAUUCAUGCCGGGCAGCAUGGGGGGUUUUCUUUGCUGUUGACGAUAAGCCUUAUGGUCGUAUGCUUGUUCACGAGAGAAUGACUACGACUUUAGAACGACUUUCGAACGCUGUAUUCCAUGAGUUCCUAGCCAGCAGUUGGACAGACGCCUUUCCACAAUCCUCUAAUUUACGUGAACUGUUCGAAGCUUCCAGCUCCAGUCUGACGAGGUAACAUGUUAAGCUGGCCAAUUGCAAACAACG
Messenger RNA from Aplosporella prunicola CBS 121167, 1252 nucleotides. RefSeq lists its product as uncharacterized. Gene Ontology annotation, biological process: exocytosis. Gene Ontology annotation, molecular function: GTPase activity; GTP binding. Gene Ontology annotation, cellular component: recycling endosome. The coding region runs from base 186 to 824 and encodes 212 amino acids. The transcript has 5 exons. Lineage: Eukaryota; Fungi; Ascomycota; Dothideomycetes; Botryosphaeriales; Aplosporellaceae. The record is from RefSeq and is a predicted model, not a curated record.